Bemisia tabaci is the source of this 9023-nucleotide messenger RNA. Its product is annotated as apoptosis-resistant E3 ubiquitin protein ligase 1. The record is from RefSeq and is a predicted model, not a curated record. Gene Ontology annotation, cellular component: cytoplasm; cytosol. Gene Ontology annotation, molecular function: ubiquitin protein ligase activity. Lineage: Eukaryota; Metazoa; Arthropoda; Insecta; Hemiptera; Aleyrodidae. Gene Ontology annotation, biological process: negative regulation of apoptotic process; protein polyubiquitination; ubiquitin-dependent protein catabolic process.
CCCCGGAAUAACGAGUGCGUCCCCCGCUUUUUUUUCGAUUUUCCUGAUUUUCCGCCUCCCUCGUCUUUGUCCCUCGUCCGUCCGUCGUCUGUCCGUCGUCUUUGUCCUCUUGUCUGUCCGUCGUCUGCUGUGUCGUCAACGCGUGUCUGGUGCGUUGGAGAGUGUCCGCGGAAGGAGGUUGGGGGGUUGUUUUGGUUCGAGUUUGUGGUAGGUCAUGAAACUUGGGGACGGAUCCGCCGUCAGCUGCAGUGUUUUCGCGGUCGAGUUCGGGCCGCACGGGCUUCCGAUUCGUUCGAAUUUCCAUCCACUCGGUCCAGUCGUCGGGCUUUCAAAGUGUGAUCGACCGUAAACACAUAAUCUACUAUGUCAGUUCAAUCAUCCGGCCACUAUCUCAGGUUUUAAGCUUCAUUUUAAAAGACUGUCGCCAUCGCUCCAUGUAAUGUGACACUUACCGGAAAAUACCGCCAUGAAAAACCAAAAUUCGAGCGCAGAAUGAGUUACAGCGCGUCAGAAACGCUUUCCUCGCCUCUUUUCGCCAGUGAGAUUUUCCUUUGAUUUUCCGGUGGACCCUUAAAUCUUCGAAUUUCGACCAUGGAUGAGCCGGAGAUCCAUUCCAUCGGACUGACAACUACCUCUCUGCCGGCGAGUUAUAGUAACUCCUCAGGUAUCUCGAGCCUUGCAAGUUGCGCGUCCAUCGAGAACUUUCCUGAACUGCCAACCCAUGAUGAAGAGAGACUUCAGCGGGCAGCCAAACUUCUCCAACAGAGAUUUAUUUUUCGACAGUGGCUGUCAAACAUUGGACUCUUGCAUCACCACCACCGUUUAUUGCAAGAAGAUGUAACUUCAUUGGAGGACGUUUACUGGUUGGAGGACAAUCGUGCAAAGCAGCUUUUGGGAAAAGAUUUCACGAAUUGGUCGAAGGCACGAGAGGCAUUGCCGAUAAAUAAAGAGCACUUGGCUGAACUGAAAUCAGAACUAUGGAGCACUGUUGUGAAAAGCAGUCAGCAUCAGGAUGCUUGGACUUAUGGUGGCAUGUUAGUGGUAUCAGUGAGUAUUGCAGGGCUUGUGACCCUUGCUGCCAUGACGCAGCCGUCACUAGCCCCUCAAGCAAAACACUCCCUUCUCCAAUAUGUCACUGGCAAGUACUUGCUUCCAACAAACUGCAGAGUUACUUUCGAGUGGACAGACCCGCAUAUAGUCGGAAAAACAAUGACAUUUGUGGUUCAUUUUUACCAAAGAAACGGGCAACCGUAUCCAAUAUGUGAUAAAGACAACCUGUGCAUCGAGGUGAGUGAAGGACCUCGUCGAGUUGCAACCCUUAUCGAACUGGGAGGUCGAGAACCAAGCAGCGCAAACUUAGCAGUCGUGAAGUUCACAGUAAGGCAUGCGGGUCAAUACAGAAUCCUCGUACUCAUUGGAAAUAUUCAUGUCCAAGGCAGUCCUUUCUACAGAACUUUUUUGCCAGGUCCUCCGGAUCCUUUGAAAACUGGAUUUGUCCGUCAAAGUUCAACUGUGAUCUGCACUGCAAAAUUAGCCCAAAUCCUUUCCAUAGAACCUCGCGAUGAAUUCAGCAACCUUUGUCAAUUCUCUGAUGUUGACGAUCCAGCAAAAGGCUAUGUUGCCGAAAUUUCACAGCAAGGCUCAAAGCCAUUCCCUGUAAUUUGGAAGUUUGAAUAUGAUAAAUCUAGUCUUAAUAUAAAGUUUGAAGUUUUAUUUCUCCAAGAAGGCAUUUACCAGGUGAAAGUUUUGUACCAAGGCGAACCUUUGCAUAAUGGAGAAUUCGACUGUAUUGUUUUGAAUGUGGCUGACGCAGCAUUGGUUCGUAAAAACGUAAGCGACCAUAAUACAUGUUACGAGGCAAGGCUGUUGAAGUUCCAGGGUGAAACUUUGCUGAAACCAAAGAAAGUUGUUGUGUAUAUAUCUCCCAAGCAGCUUACAAUCAAGGAGUUCCUCCUCAAGUUCAUCCCGAAAAGACUCGUCACUUUUCGGUUGUGCCCCUCGACCAAGUUCCAUUUUCAAAACGAAAGUAAUCAGACCUCAUUGCCUGUCUUCUCAAUUGAUGACGGCUGCCAGCCAGAAGUUGAGCUAAUGUCCAAAGACCGAAAUGUCAUCGCAGCUUCCUUUACUUACUUCCUUCUAAAAAAUAUAGGUGGGUCAGAAACAUUUAAGGAUAAACAAGAAUUUUUUUACCAUGAAGUUCGGCGGUAUCAUCACAAACACUACCACGAAAAGUUGCUAAUGAAAGUCAACAGACACAAACUAUUAGAAUCAUCCAUCAAAGCCACCAAGGGUUUCUCCGUCGCAGAUUGGUGCAGGAACUUUGAAAUAGACUUUCAAGGAGAGCAAGGCAUUGACUGGGGUGGACUUCGUAGAGAGUGGUUCCAGCUUAUUUGUGCAGCACUAUUUGAACCAAAGAAUCAGCUGUUCAAAGGGUUUUCUGACAGUCUAGAUAAGCAGGCUUUAGUUCAUCCGAACACCAAGAGACCUCCUCAUCUGAAACUAAAGCAUUAUGAAUUUGCGGGGCGCGUGGUCGGCAAAUGUCUGUACGAGUCAGCCCUUGGUGGCGGCUAUCGUCAGUUGGUGAAAGCAAGAUUUACCAGAUCGUUUUUAGCCCAGUUGAUCGGCCUUAGAGUCCAUUAUAAGUAUUUUGAACAAGAUGACCCAGAUUUGUACCUGACAAAGGUGAAAUAUAUUCUCGAGCAUGAUGUAAAUGACAUGGACCUGUAUUUUACGGAAGAGGACUAUGACCAGUCGGGACAACUAGUCCAAAUUGUUGAGCUGAUUCCCAACGGAAGUAAGAUUCGAGUCACCAACCUCACAAAACAUCAAUAUUUAGAUGCGCUUGCUCAAUAUCGCCUCGCAACACGACCAAAGGAAGAGAUAGAAUGCUUUUUGCGCGGUCUGAAUGACUUGAUCCCUGAUAACCUCCUCAGUAUUUUUGACGAGAAUGAACUUGAGCUCCUUUUGUGCGGAACAGGCGAAUAUAGCAUCGCUGACUUUAAAGCGAACCACAUCGUCAAUGGCUCCUCACCUGAAUUCCGUCGUUUGCUCGAGUGGUUCUGGACAACAGUCUCUAACUUCACCACCGAAGAAAUGGCGCGACUCCUCCAGUUUACGACUGGCUCCUCUCAGUUACCUGCGGAGGGUUUCAAGGAACUCUCCCCAAAGUUCCAACUCACUCCCGCGCCAACAUUUGGCAGUUUGCCAACAGCUCAUACCUGUUUCAACCAGUUAUGCUUGCCGGACUAUGAUACUUACGAACAGUUCGAAAAGGCUCUGCUACUGGCAAUAAGUGAAGGGACGGAAGGAUUUGGCAUGAUCUAAACACCAAGCUCCUGGCUUGAGCCUUCUUUAAUCCCUCCGAGAGCUACCUCACCAAACUUACAACCAAAAAUCUUUCUAUUAUGAUAAGUAUUUCUUGUUACUUGAAUUCGUUCUCUACCUGACAAAUACUUAGUGGACGGAAAACAUUCUCAUCAUUUUUACCAAGUAUUGCCAUGAGGUAUAGGUUCUCAUUUCUUUGUGAAAUUCAAAGAGAUAUUUUGAAGUCGCAGGACAGCUUUGAAUCUUGACGUUUCGAAGGUACAGGUCUAAUUGCUUCAAAUUUUGAUUCUAGGAACAACAGUGUUGCUGUGAAUCUGCUCUAUUGACUGGCAGCUCUGUUCCUAGUAUUUUAUCACACCUGCCGUAUUAUAAUUUCUUAUGAUGGACCCUGUAACCCGUUUCCACUCUGGUUAUCAGUAAAUUUUAAUCUACUGAGGUUGGUUCUUUGCCAUACAGCCUUAAGGGCUCUUUGAUUCUUUUGAUGAGCAGCUUUCUGCUGAAGUACUUUCUCAAUAAUCUGAAGUCUCUGCAUUGUCAGAGAUUGUCUCUGGGAACACUUUCGUGUUAAUUGGCCUUGCUUACAGUGUUCCCAAGUGAUCCUUUGGUCCACUUUGAAAACUCACCCAGACCUCCUAUUCCAUUGAAGAGAAGUCCUAAUCUACCAGCUCUUCAAACUUACUCCAUAAUUGUCCCCAGACAUGGGUCAAAAAGAUGAACGCUGUUGAUUUUUCAUUUUUUAAGGGUGUCAAAGGUUUGAAUAUUGAAAGAAAAAAAUUACUUCACAUCUUUCAAAUUGGAAUUUUGACCAUUAAUGUUUAAAAAUGUAUCUUUAACUUUCCAAGAAAAGAUUUAAAAUACUAGAAUUUCAUUCAGUGCAGCCUACCUUAGUUAUGAAUCUUUAAAAGCUAGUAUUUUGGAAUACAGUGGUACCUCAAUUAGAUAGUUCAGUAAUUCUUAAUUCUUGCAUAUUUGAAGAAAAGGAGCAAAAAUAGGUUAAGAAAAGUGCCCCAAGUUCACUUGAAUUUCCCUGAAAUUAUUUGAACGAUAACAAUCCGAAAAAAAAGUUCAAAGUUACAUAUUUUUUCUGAUGAGUGUCAUGAGAAAGUAUACAUUUUGGGACGUUUCUGAAAUGCUGACAGGUUUUUAGAGUUGUUUCACUUUUCAGUCUUUCUUCAGAACUCUAGGGAAAUUAAACCUACCGAAUCAAUAAUUUUCGUUCUAGCAAAUAGGAUACUGUGACCUGUACCAUAACUGUUUCAUUAAGCUAUAAAAAAGGUAGAGCCAUAGAACAACCUGCUUUUGUUAUUUAACCAUUUUGAAAAAAAUGUUUGCAUUUAUAGCUGUUACCUUGUUACCUGUCCUCGAAAAGCAAUAACGUUCAUUAUUCUUGGAUCUACGCAAGCGAGCAAAGUCUUUUUAUAGACUUUUUACAUCCUAGAAUUAUCUUCGUACGGAGUCAAUGCAGAAAUUAACCAAUGUAGAUACGUAUUUUUUUCCACUUAUUGGAAAAUUAUCGGACCAUAAUUUUGAUCCUGUAGUAAUCUUAAGGAACUAAUUUUGCAAAACAAACCAUUGACCCUACUCUCUGACAAUAGAUGUAUAAUCGGGCCCAACUUUUUGCGUAUUGUUUUUGAGAAUGUAUUAUAUUUUUGGAUAGUUCCUCUCUCUGUUACCCCCUUCUUUUGGCUGUAUUUUAUUUUUUUAAAUUUUUAUUUAUUUUUUUUUUUUAGUGGGAAGGCCUUAGUACUUCCAAAUACAUUGUACGGUCUACUGUUCAUUUUUGGAGCGGUUAUAGUGAAUGGAAGGAUUAUAGUGAAUGGAAGGAUUAUAGUAAAUGAUGCACCAAAACAGUCGUAACUUAAAUAACCCUUACCGAGGCUAGCUAAGUUAUACUUUGGCAAGCACCUAAGUAGUUUUUCUUGAGAAGAGUGUUUGCACGACUCAUUUGAUUUUUUACCAGGCUGCCUGUCAACCUGAGGCAAAACUGCAAGUGGAUUGCAUGUGACUGUGUGACUUGAUCUGUGAUUGCAUGUGACUGUGGUACAUUGAUCAAACCAUUUCCCUCCGGAGUUCCAUUCCAAUCGGUAAAAAUUUAGGCUGGUCAUUGACUGCAUCUUUUGGAAGAAAAACAAUGUCAGAUUGGCAUUCAGGGAAGAUAAUAAAUGUAUCAUUUGUAUGGAUAUAGGUAUUCACAUUUCCAAUUGAAGUGAUAUUUUUUGUAUAGGCCCAAGCGCCAAAAUCUAAAAUAAGUAUUCUUCGGACACAUACAUUUUUGGGCUCAAAAGAUUGGGAGCUAGCCGAAUGGCGCAGUUUACCUGUUUUUCUUCAAACUUGGAUAUUGGCACUUGGGCCCCUAAGAAAAGUAUUGGUUCCAAUGAGUUAUUCUGAUGAUUCAUAACUUAAAGUCAGCCGAGUAUAAUUAGGACCUACUAAUAGAAACCCUAGUUCCAUUUAUUGGGCUGCUAAGUAGAUAGAUUGUUGUCAGUGUAGUUUGUUACAUGCACAGGCCACGGAAACUGGACGUAGCAGUCAGCUUGCACCCCAAUUUUAACAAACACAUUAAGGUUUUCAAGACUUAUUUUUAUGAAAAAUGACAGCUGCUAACAUGUUUAAUUUUUGUAAGAAUAAGAUCUUUAGUCUCAUUAUAUUGUGAUCAGGUAGAGUUUCAAGCUUCAAAAUUUUACCUUCCGAUAACUGUCUGAUGUGCAGCUCUUUCUUCUCAAUCAGAAUCAUACUUGUACAUUCAACUGAACAACGAUAAACCGUUUAGGUUUAAUAGAUCUGGGACCAAUUUGUGAGCAAAUUAUGACGAGACACAAAUUCACCACAAGACAAUCAAUCGACUGGACAGGGAGUUAUUUUAUAAAAUUGAGAAUAAUAAUUCAUAAGGUAUGUUGAACAAAGUUAUGCUCUUCCCCAUUCAAGCACAUAAAAUUAAGGAAACGCUCAGUUGCAUUGGUUUCGUUUUGACAAGAAGUUAGAAACUGGGUUCCAAUUCUGGAAUAUUCAAUUCUUACUGGCCCACCUGUCCCCGUAGACAAAAUUUCCCACCAAGAAUGAAACACUACCAAUGCAACCAAGCGUUUAGUCGAUUUUGGGUGGUUUGUAACGGAGAAGCAUACCUCUGCUUUUUUGAGCUUAAGUUCAUCGGUGUACAACCAGUCAUUCAACCGUGGGUUUUUUUCAUCUAAGUGUAAUCUUUACUAUCAUUGUUCUCCGAAAUGUUGUCCUUAAAUACAGAAUAGGCUGAAAAGUCAGGGCCUCUCCAAAGAUGCACAGAUUAGAAUAAUAGGUAAUAUAAAGUCAUACAUUCCACAGAAGUGAAUUGAGCUUCUGUAACCGGGUUCACUUUAAAUUCAUUGAGAUUUUACUAAUUCGGAUUUAUUUAUCCUAAUUUUUGUAAGUAUUAUAAAGUUAUUUGUAUCAGUUCCGACCGAGUGUGCGUUGGGUAUGUUACUGACUGCUUCCUUUUCUUUUGUCAAAGCAUAUCACGCAAUAACUUCCUUUCUUUUGUAGUUUCUAUUUUAAGUAAAAUCCCAUGUAGCACAGAUAAGCAUAUUUAACGCAUAUUUUUUGGUGGAAGAGAAUUUUUCGGGGGUAAGUUUUGUCCAACAUGUAAAUCGCUAUGUGCAGUACUGUUUUGUCUCGUCAGUUCAAGUGAAGAGUCAGAUUCUAGUACAUAAUCUAGGGAUGACUUGUGUAUCACAAUCAUAUCCAAACAUGUUGGAUAAAAAUUUCGAUCUCGCAACCUGAACCAGAACUCUUAAGCUUUAUCUGUCUUACACAAGUGAUAUGAUAAGUACUCAUCGAAAUUCUUCAAAUGUGCAAUAUUUUAUCGGAAAAAUUAGUCUUUUUUAUUUGUAAUCCUAGUUGUCAGCUGCUGUGCAUGGGUGCGAAUCUACAUUGUGAUGUCGCAUAUUUUUGUGAAGUUUUUAUUUUCAAAACAAAUCAUUAUUGCCCCCCAGAUAUGGAGACCCAUAGAGAGGUUCCUUAUCAAUACACAUGAACAAAAUUUGCAGAUAUUUUCAGAAAAUUUGGUAAAAUGGUUCAUACAAGGUAGAAUGAUUUAGUCGUGGAUGCUUCUAAACACUGUGAUGUAGAUAUGUUCACAUGCACAGCAACGUAUUCCUAUGUUUAUACUGAAGAAUUCUAAUCUUAUCCUGAUUUUUUUCACCGGAAAGACUAGUCAAAGCACAUUAAUUACGAAGUAUCAAAAAUGAAAAAAUAAUGCUUUUAUGAUUGAUAUUUUAACUCUCACGCUUGAUCAAAUUUUCGAUCAAGGUCUUUCUUGAUACUUGCCAUUCUGUUGGAAAAAAUAACAGAUCUAACAUUUCUAAAUCUUUCUGUCAUUAUUAGGUGAACGUAAAUUACAUGUAAGUAGCUACUUUUCUAAUUUCUUUUUAUUGGAUCAAAAUAUCAUUGUAGUUUGCUAAUUCUGUCCACCUCUUGUAGUAAAUUAUGGUUUGUUGAUUCUAGAUGUGACUGAAGGAAACUAAAAAAUGUAUAGGCAAUUUUAAUAUUGCAUACAGAAACACAAAGACAGUGAGACUGUAGAAAUGCAUAUCUCGGUUUGCGAUGUUGCAGACUUCCUGUCACACUUUAUUCUCUACAUGGAUAACUAUACUGAACGUCAUUUUCCUCAAUAAUUUUAGUGAUUUACUUCUCUCUACGAAGAAUAUACUGUGAAAACUUCAAGCCAUGAUGUUGGUUCGGUCUUCUUUUAAUAAAUAAAGUAGUAACAGAGAUUUCAAAACACCAUACCUGAGAUAUGCAUUUCUGAAGUUUCACCAUCGAUAAUUUGUAAAUGAAGGAUUAGAAUGAUGCUUAGAGAAUUGAUAAAUUCACAAAAAACAGAAAAAUUCAUACAAGAAAAAAAAUUGCGAAAUAAUGGAACAGAAACGGGUACAUUUUCAAAAUUCAAAAUGGAAAAGGAUGUCAAAAUUUGAAAUGGAGUCUUUUCGCAGGAAAAAAAAAGAGUAGAAAUUGCAGAGAAUUAAAUUACUGUGUUUUACUUGAAACAACUCAGUUUCCUUUUGAAUCGUUUUGCAAACUGGGAUUCCUGAACAAUUUCGACUUUUUUUUAGGUUUGCUCAGUGUAUUUUUUUAAGUUUUUGUGCUCCUAUAAAUUACCAUUUUUAGGAAAUUUUGCAUUGAAAAUUUGACCUGAAUGUAAACGCAUUUAUUUCUGAGUUAAUUAUAAACCAGUGAAAAUGAAGAAUCUGAAAUGUUGAAUCUCAUCAUUAGCUUUUGAUCUCUGGGAUAUUGCAAGCAACUUUCUAGAGUUCAUUACUUAAACAUUUUCCAAAUUACAGUAGAACCCCGGCUAUGCAUAGUAAUUGAGACCAGAGGCUCUGCAGAUAAUCUGCAGACCGAAAAAAACACUGUAUAAGUUGUUUCUUUCUUUAACAGCGUUGUAGGAUUGUUGGAAGAAAGUGCAAUUAAAAAUAUUGGAUCCAUGAAAGUGUCUGAACAAGAUCUUUGCCUAUGCAACUCUUUACCUUCCUUUAGCCUUAUUCCAGUUGUACUUAAGCUGAGGUAUUAAUCUAUAAUCUCUCUUUAUAUUGGUAGCUUUUUUGGUUUUAUUUUUUUACACCUGUAUCUCUUGAUUUUCUUACUUUGAGCAAGAUAUGUUAUAGAAUUAAAAUUAUCAAUCUAAAUUCCAAGAAUGGUUUUUGAAUUUGAAUCAGUGAGAACGAAAA